Peniophora sp. CBMAI 1063 is the source of this 495-nucleotide messenger RNA. The record is from the annotation of a GenBank genome assembly. NCBI's taxonomy places the organism in Eukaryota, Fungi, Basidiomycota, Agaricomycetes, Russulales, Peniophoraceae.
AUGUCGCAAGAACAUGAGAUUCCCAACGGUGUCUACGUCUCAGUCAAAGCCAACUGGGAGCCUGAUAUCAAACACCGCGAAGACGUAGACGACCGAGUCGCUCCAUGCAUCCUAGAAGCUGACGACGAUGGGAGGAUCCGGCCCGGCGAGAUUGAGGACUUACUCUGCUGCUCUACCACUCGCGUUGUCGCCUCAUUCUUCGACCGCGAUCCCGCCAUCUACGAUUGGCACCACAUCGCACUGGCCAGCAACGAUGGUACCGGUCCCGUCAACGAGAUUGUGUCCGCACUCCUUGGCAAAGGGAAGGACCCUGUCCGCGGGCCAGUCGUCGUUCUCAAGGACGCGCCUUGGCGUCAUUGGGCACGACUCGAUAAAGGCGUUGACGGGCCUAAGGUCGUCCAGACUCUAUGGUACUAUAUGCGAAGCGGGGUUAACGUGGAAGAAGAAUUCGGUACGCGCACCUUGAUCAGGCUCUUAGCGGAGAAGGACGAUUAG